AUGGAUAUAUUGACGUAUGGAUAAAAGGAAUUGAAAGACGUAAUAAACCAAUUAGAAGAACAACUAAAGACAGUUUUUAUGCCUUAUUAACAAACAGAAAACAACAAAAGUGCAAAAAAAAUGCACAAAUCUGAAAUCAAAUUAAAUGAUUCUGAUGUAUACAAUAAUCCAAAAAAAUAAAGAGUAGAUAAAAACAAAUGUAGAAAGUGUAAACUAUCUACUAUUCCCACUAUUCUGCAUUUGCUUUAACAAAAUGAUAACACUGAUGCCAAUUCCAAUAUGACAAUGAAAUCAAUUAGAUAAUAAAUUGCAUAACAAUCUCAUAAAAAAGAAGAAUAAUCAGAUUAAAAAAUUCCUUACAUAGCCUUUGAUUAUUCACAGUAAAUUGUUAUUUGUAAAAGAUGCAGAUUCAAAUUUCACUCAGAAUGUGUAUAAAUUUAAGGAGCCUUAAAUGAAUGGUUGUGUGAUUAUUGUCUAACCAGAAUUGAGGAACUCAAGAACUCAAACUUAUGGGAUUAUAAAAAUUAAAAAUAAAUAAAGCAAUUACCAAAUCUAUCAUCAGAAAACAAGAAACUCAAUUUGAAGAUAAUAGAAAGAAUCUAAAAGAAAAAAUAAAUAUAUAUAAUAUCUGAGUUCAAACCUACUCCCAAUAAACAAAUUCAUUAGAUUUCUGAAUUCCUCUCAAAAUAUCCUUUGUAUAAAUCCACUGCUGGAAAUGUGGCUUAUCCUAUUUCAGAAAUAUUAGCAGUAGAUUACCCAGAACUUCUGAGCAUUAAGCCAAAACCUAAGCCACACAUGAUAAAAUCUAGUAUGGUAGAACAAAUUUUGAAGAUUCAAACAAUUUAUCAAAUUCUUGUGCCAAACUCAAAAGCACCUGAUACUUUUACUUAAGAGUAUAUAGAGAAAUAGUUCUAUGAGAUUUUAAUACACCUACUUAAUUAAUAUUUUGAUGAGUUCAUUCUAAAAGAUGAUCAAUAAUUUUAACAAUAUUGUGAUUAAGCUAAUGCAAUUACUACUUCCUAUUUAUAUUUGAUGAAUUAUUUACUACAUAAUGAGGAAGAUAAAAAUUAAGAUUUGUUAAAGAAAACUUGGAAAGAAUGUGUUAUUUAAAUAGAUUAAUUAGAUUUCAAUGAUUUAUAGUUCUAAGAUAAAAUCUGUGUAUUGAGUAGUUUAUCUGAAGGUUUAUAUGACUUGGAUAUAAUGAAGGAUUUGUUAAAAAACAAAGAAUAAUUCUUAAAUAAAGGAACCAUUAAUCAACUAUAAUUAACAUAGGCAGAUCUUAAGGUUUCACUAUAAUAGAAUUACUCUCUAUUUAUGAAUGGUGGAACUUAUUUGGGUUAAGAUGCCCAUACAUAAUAAUAUUUUUACUUCACAUUUUUUCCAAGUACAAUCUUUGUUCAAACUAAAAAAGGCUGGGGUCAAUAUACCAUCUCAGAUUUAACUGAACUGAUGAAUUCAUUAAAUUAAUAAGGUGUUAAUGAAUUAGAUUUGUUAUAAAACCUUGAACAAAUUAAAUCAAUUGAAUUAAUUGAUUCAUCCACUCCUAUCAAAUAAAAAAAUAAACUAACUUAAAAAUAGUAAUAUCAGUUAGAUACCUAAGAAGUGAUCGAUAAGUUUUUAAUGAUAGAAAAUUCCUACACCUAAAUAUUGUAAAAGAAAGAUCUUUGCUGGAUUCGUAAUAAUGAAAAGAACUCAUUCUUUAACUUAAUUAAAGACCAAGAUGAAAUAAAAUAGGUAUUAUCUGCUUUGAAACAAUUUUUCUGUGGGUUAAUUUAACCGAUCUCUAUUAAUGGGGAAUUCGUUAAGCCAUUUAAAAUAUUUAAAAAUCAUUUUAUUUUGAUUAAUCAAUUAGCUGUUUAUGUGGAGAAUGCUGAUUCCCUAUAGAAUAUCUACAUUUCAUUGUAGGUUUUAGAAAGAAUAUUAGAUGAUAAAUAAUAACAUAAGAAACAAAAAGAGUAAAUGAAAGUUAUAGUUGAAAAGGUUAAAAAAAACAAAAAAGUCUUAAAAGCAGAAAAGAAAAAUUAACAAAAACAUUCAAAGUAUAAUUAUGAUGAAGACUAUUAAGUUGCAGCUUAGUAAAUUAAGAAAGUAGAAAAUAUGUCUAAUUAUUAAAAAGUAACAAGAAAAAGUAAAAGUUUAGGUCAGAUUAUUUGUUUUUCCUGUUAGAAAAAUUUUGCAAAUUCAGAAUAAAGUUAAAAAUGCCCAAAAUGCUUACAAGUGUUUCAUAAAGACUGUUUAAAACAAAAUAAGAGUUUAUGCUAGAGAUGUUACUCAAAGAAUAACAGAAGUUUUAAAUGA
Molecule: messenger RNA, 2298 nt
Organism: Paramecium tetraurelia
Lineage: Eukaryota; Ciliophora; Oligohymenophorea; Peniculida; Parameciidae
Exons: 4
Source: RefSeq, a predicted model, not a curated record